UAACCAAGCAAAAGGAAAGGGAUGGCCAUUAAAAAUCAAAGUACAAUUUCUAAGUAUGACAAGAUGGUUCUACAGUACAUCUUAAUUGUCUACCAAGACAAUUUGGAACCAAAAUUUUUGAAUCUCCCUCCUAAUUUUUACUUCAAAUACUUUUACAUCUACCAAAUGGCUACAACUAUAAAUACACCUCAUUCAUUACAACAACUAUGCAUUGGAUACAACCCUAAAAUAGGGACUACCCAAGAAGAAGCACUGGCUUCACUGGAUGUGGUGGAUCUCAGACAGUUUUCACCUCCAAACAGCUCACAAUCAGAACAGCCAGCUGCAGUACC
Molecule: messenger RNA, 332 nt
Organism: Cuscuta europaea
Lineage: Eukaryota; Viridiplantae; Streptophyta; Magnoliopsida; Solanales; Convolvulaceae
Source: the annotation of a GenBank genome assembly